AUGGCUGCUCGACAACGAUAUCAGAUUUGCAUCAACGACGACCGCAAUCUGUAUGUCUGGAAGGACACAUGGAAAGAGGACACGAUUGCGGACUUCCUGACACGUUUAUCGAAUACCACAAAUCCCCGACUAGACCGCCAGAGGAUACACCUGAGCUUCGACGGCGUUCGUCUGGGUGAAUCUACGACCAUGAGAGAGGAAAUGCAGGCCUCUGACUCGGUAAUUACAUCACAGACUGGUCUGGAAGAUGGAGAUGAAUUAGCUCUCCAUUAUGGAUCAUCAACAUGCAAACUAUGUACUGGUUCACACAAUGGCACAGGGUACAUGACUCGACAGAGCGGUUGA
This is a messenger RNA of Aureobasidium melanogenum CBS 110374, 345 nucleotides long. RefSeq lists its product as uncharacterized. The coding region runs from base 1 to 345 and encodes 114 amino acids. NCBI's taxonomy places the organism in Eukaryota, Fungi, Ascomycota, Dothideomycetes, Dothideales, Saccotheciaceae. The record is from RefSeq and is a predicted model, not a curated record. The transcript has 3 exons.